AUGGAGAGCAGGCAGCACCGAUCAGUAGACGACACCUACAGAAGAAAGCUACAGAGGAUGAGAGUGAAGAGCAAUGCGUUGAAAUGUUUGGUGAACAGGGUAAGUAGAUCCAAAUUCCAAUCACUAAAACUGCUUCUAAUCGUCAUCCUAGUCGCCACCUUUGUCACCAUCCGCUCUUUCCCGUCCGCGUGCCCUCAAAGCAGCGAAGUUUCUCGGCGGGUUUUCGUGAGCAGGUGGUUAUGGGGAGGACCGGAUCCCCGCUACGUUUCGGAUCUCGUCAUAAAAUGGGACGAAAUCACGAGCGCCCUCAACAAGCUGCCCGACAAAAUCGAAUCCAUCGGCCUCGUUAACUUCAACGAGCGUGAAGUCGAGCAGUGGAAGCAGCUGAAGGUGGCGAAUGACUCGAAAACAGUCACCAUACAUCUGGAUUCCGCCCAAAGCAACCUCACGUGGGAGUCGCUGUACCCUGAGUGGAUAGACGAGGAGCAGGAAGAGGUGGUCCCCACCUGCCCUUCACUCCCACAGAUUGAGAUCCCAAGGCAGCAGUUUGACCUCCUUGCCGUCAAGCUUCCUUGCCGUGGCGGGGAGUGGUCGAGGGACGUCGCCCGCCUCCACCUGCAGAUAUCGGCAGCCCGUCUGGCGGCAGCCACCAGUCGCCAAUUGCAUCUGCUUUUCCUCACCAAGUGCUUCCCGCUGCCCAACUUGUUCCCGUGCAGGGAUUUGGUUGUGCGCCAAGGUGACGUGUGGCUCUACAGACCGCGCUUGGAUGAGUUGAGAGAGAAGCUCCGGCUCCCUGUAGGAUCCUGCGAGCUUGCUCUCCCCCUUGGAUCUGUAGAAGAUAGAAAUUACGAGUUGGGAAGAAAAAGGGUGCGGCGGGAGGCGUAUGCCACGAUCCUUCACUCGGCCCACGACUACGUGAGCGGGCUCGAGCUGGCCGGCUGGAACGUCCGCACCAUAGCCCGCAUCCGAAACCCCAAGGCCGAGAAGGACGCGUACAACGAGUGGAACUACAGCAAAUUCCGGCUCUGGCAGCUGACCGACUACGACCGGAUCAUCUUCAUCGACGCCGACCUCCUCAUCCUCCGCAACAUCGACUUCCUGUUCGGGAUGCCCCAGAUAUCUGCCACUGGCAACAACGGCACCCUCUUCAAUUCCGGUGUCAUGGUAAUCGAGCCCUCCAACUGCACCUUUCAGCUCCUGAUGGACCACAUAAACGAGAUCGAGUCGUACAACGGCGGGGACCAGGGCUACCUGAAUGAGAUAUUCACGUGGUGGCACCGCCUGCCCAAGCACGUGAACUUCCUCAAGAACUUCUGGGUUGGGGAUGAUGACAUCGUACGCCGCAAAAAGGUUGCUCUAUUUCGGGCCGACCCACCGCUUCUAUAUGUCCUCCACUACCUGGGGAACAAGCCGUGGAUGUGCUUCAGGGACUACGACUGCAACUGGAAUGUGGACAUACUGCGGGAGUUUGCAAGCGACGAGGCCCACGCCAAGUGGUGGAGGGUGCACGAUGCCAUGCCCGACAGGCUCAAGGAGUUUUGUCUACUGCCGUCCAAGCAGAAGGCCCAGCUGGAGUGGGACAGGAGACAGGCAGAGAAAGGGAACUACUCGGACGGGCACUGGAGGAUUAAGGUGAGAGACGAGCGGGUCAACAAGUGCAUUGACCAGUACUGCAACUGGCGGAGCAUGUUGAGGCAUUGGGGGGAGACGAACUGGACAGAUAGCGAGUUACCAGCUCCUACUCCGCCGGCAUUGACCAAGAGCUCGGUUCGGUAG
This is a messenger RNA of Striga hermonthica, 1776 nucleotides long. The record is from the annotation of a GenBank genome assembly. Lineage: Eukaryota; Viridiplantae; Streptophyta; Magnoliopsida; Lamiales; Orobanchaceae.